CCUGAACAUGCGCACUGAACAAAAAGUCGCCAUUUUGAAUCUCAAUAAUGGCAGAAGAUGAAUUCAGCGAAGCUGGGAUAAGGGACUUCCUGGUACAAAAUGGGGGUAAAACGAAAAAUGAACACCUCGUUAAAAGAUUCAAGAUAUAUUUCAAUGAUGCAGAUAACAAAGCCAAAUUCAAGGAAUAUGUGAAUGCUGUUGCAUCUGUCAAAACGGAAGACGGUGAGAAAUACUUAGUUUUGAAGAAGAAGUACCGACAUCUUAUAGAGAGUGCACCCGUGGAGGUUGACAGUUGUGAAGCCGAAGAAGCUCAGACACAGAUUGUCAAAAUUGAAAUUAAAGACGAAGUUGAUGGAGGAGACGUAGAAGUCGAUGCAAGCAAAGAGAAAACACUGCAUUCUUCGGAGUCAAAGUCACGGGUGUUUGAUGUAGCCAAGUCGUUUGAGAAAAAAGCCGAAGAGGAGAAAGCAUCUGCUGAAGCAGCUAAAGUUGUUUCGCCAAGCACACAAAAGAAAGAUGAUGACGGUGAUGAUGACUCGGUUACCUCUACUCUAUCUAAUGUUGCGUUGAGCGAGACGGAGCGACAGUGGAUGAUUGCAGCAUCAGCAGGCGAAACACCGACGCUAUCUAAGUUAUUAAUAAAAGAGCCUCAUCUUGCCAAGCAAAAGUUUACCGCUUUACACUGGGCUGCCAAACAUGGAAAGAAAGAAAUGUUGAAGUUAUUUGCUGAUCGACCUGAUUUGGAUAUAAAUGUGAAAUCUCAUGGAGGUUAUACCCCGCUACAUAUUGCAUCGAUGUAUGGAAAUGAAGCUGCCAUUCAAAUGCUUUUAUCAGAUUUUAAGGCCAACGUUGAUGCUCGAGAUUACAGCGGAAAAAAACCAAAGCAGCACAUGAAGAAGAACUGCGCUAAUUACAUCCAACGUAAGCUUGACCCUUCCAUCCCUAGUAUAGGAGUAGAAAGUAGUCUUGAUACCGGCGGCUUUGAAGAUGACAAAUUGCAUACCGGUACAAGCUUUUCUCGCGCUUUUAGUUUUCGCUUAUCAUCAUUUGGUAGAGAUUCAUUUCGUAAAUCAAAGAAGGGCCGUAGCGAGUCUACAAGUUGAACUGCUAUUCUGUAAAUUGCAUGUGUGUAUUGUGUUGUAAGUAACUGACACGAAUGCGCAUUCAAGUUCUGUCUUUUUUUUCUGUUUAACCGCGAAUUAUUAAUAAUCAGAU
This is a messenger RNA of Saccoglossus kowalevskii, 1215 nucleotides long. RefSeq names its product ankyrin repeat domain-containing protein SOWAHB-like. The record is from RefSeq and is a predicted model, not a curated record. Gene Ontology annotation, molecular function: protein binding. NCBI's taxonomy places the organism in Eukaryota, Metazoa, Hemichordata, Enteropneusta, Harrimaniidae.